Messenger RNA from Nicotiana attenuata, 1538 nucleotides. Its product is annotated as U-box domain-containing protein 21-like. Gene Ontology annotation, biological process: protein ubiquitination. The record is from RefSeq and is a predicted model, not a curated record. Bases 93 to 1409 code for a protein of 438 amino acids. The transcript has a single exon. Gene Ontology annotation, molecular function: ubiquitin protein ligase activity. Lineage: Eukaryota; Viridiplantae; Streptophyta; Magnoliopsida; Solanales; Solanaceae.
UCUUAAGAAGAGUGGUAAAAAACACAUAACAAAACCCCAUCAAAAUUUUAUACAUCAUAUUGUAAAUUAUUUUUCUUACUUAGUUGAUCACUAUGAUUUUUUGGAGACGUAGAAAGGACAAGGGAGCUGGAAAAAAGAAGAUAUCAAGAUUGAAUUCUUGUAAAGAACUUACAAUUCCAUCUCAUUUUCUUUGUCCAAUUUCUCUUGAUUUAAUGAAAGAUCCAGUCACAUUAUGUACUGGAAUUUCAUAUGAUCGUGAAAACAUCGAAAAAUGGAUCGAGGCGAGGAAUUCAACGUGCCCUGUAACAAAUCAAGUCUUGAGAAAUUAUGAUCUUAUACCAAACCAUACUAUAAGAAAAAUGAUUCAAGAUUGGUGUGUGGAGAACAAAAACUAUGGUAUUGAAAGAGUUCCUACUCCAAGAAUUCCUACAAAUUCGUCUCAAGUAUCAGAGAUUUGUUCAAGGCUAAUGGUUGAAACUCAGAGAGGGAAUGAAAAGAAAUGUAGGGAAUUGGUGGGAAGAAUCAAGAUUUUGGCCAAGGAAAGUGAAAGAAACAAGAAAUGCAUAGUAGAAUGUGGUACAGGUAGUGUUUUUGCAGCAUGUUUUGAGAUUUUCGCGAAAGUUAGUGUAGAAAAUUGCGCGGAUUUAUUGAAAGAUUUGUUGUUCGGAUUAAUAUGGAUGUUUCCGAUUGGAGAAGAGGGAAAAACAAAGUUAGGAUCAGCGAUAUCUUUACGUUGCAUGGCAUGGUUUUUGAAAGGUGAAGAUUUAUCUGCAAGGCAAAAUGCAAUUAUAGUAAUGAAAGAAUUGCUUUCUUAUGACCAAAGUUACGCAAAUGAACUAACUGAAAUUCAAGAUUUGGCUGAAUCUUUAUUUCAAAUGGUGAAAGUACCGAUUUGCCCCUCGACUACAAAAGCUUCCCUAAUGGUAAUUUACUCUAUGGUGUCAUCUACAUUGGGUGAAAAUAACAACAAAGUUGUGGCCAAAUUUGUCAACAUGGGGUUGGUUUCUUUGAUUCUUGAAAUUCUUGUGGAUGCUGAAAAAUGCAUAGCAGAAAAGGCUUUAGCAGUUUUGGACUGUUUUUGCAAUUUUCAAGAAGGGAAAGAAAAGGCUUAUGACAAUGGAUUGACAAUGCCACUAAUAGUCAAGAAAAUUAUGAAAGUUUCACAAAUGGCCACUGAAUGUUCAGUUUCAGUUUUAUGGAAACUUUGCAAAGGGGGACAUGAGAUUUCAAUAAUUGAGGCAUUGGAAUUAGGUGCUUUUCAGAAACUAUUGGUGGUUUUGCAAGUUGGUUGUGGUGAAAAAACUAAGGAAAAGGCUACUGAGUUAUUGAAAUUGAUGAAUAUUUACAAAGAUAGAGUGGAUUGUUUUGAUGUAUCAACUGGUUUCAAGUAUUUAAAAAGGUCAUAUUGAUUUUUUUAUGGGCAAAAUCAAGCAAUUUUUGUAGUACUUAGGAAAAUUUUGUAUAGAUAUAGAAAAAGUUGUUAACCCUAUAGAAUUAACUGUGAAAUCAUGAUUUAUACUUUCUAAGUUUUGUCCUCA